AUGCGAGUGUCACACUCAAUACAGUCCCACCUGUUUCAGGCUUCACGCUCGGUUAACUGACAACUUAGACACCAACAUAAGCUAUUGUUGUAUCACUUGUCUGUGCACAGGGGUAAAGGUGAAUUAGAGUACAUGUCGGACACCGGGGAGGAGUGGCAGAUGGCCCGGCGACGAAAGGGCGCAGCGCGGAAACCGAAGACUCUGCUGGGGUCAACAGCUUCUACAUGCUGCCAGGAGCAGCUGGAUGUCGGGAAAACUGUUAAACGAAUCAGAGACACAGCGUCUGAGCUGAGAUGUGAGGAGUUCUGGCAGGACUGGAAAGGGCAGUUGCAGGCAGCAGGAUCAUCAUCCCCCUCGAAACCUCCUGAGAAUAAGGACACUGAGGAUCCCACUGAGCAGCCGGACAAGGGCAGAGAGGACAGACUAUGUCAACAGCUCGAGUGUGUGUGCUACGGCCUUGGCUCCUUCUCCUCCUGCGCCGCGGCUCGCUACCAGCUGGCCAUGUUGCUGCUGCUGUUGGAUGCGGGACAGAUUCCGCUGGAGGACUGCUCUGUGUUUGACCCCGUAUUCUCCACUGGAGAAAGGGAGGUUUUGAGAAAUCUCGGUCUGACUGUGCUCACAGAAAAUGAGGAAGGGAAGCGUCUGGCAACAAAGCCCACACUCUUUUACCUGAUGCAUUGUGGGAAAGCCCUGUACAACAACCUUCUGUGGAAGAACUGGAGUACACAAUGCCUUCCUCUGAUGACGAUCGUUGGAAACGGCUUCAAUGGCAUGAGGGAAAGGACGAUCGGGAGAGAGUUCGAGCGGGACUACAGCUACAUUAGUCUGGCUGUGGAUGUGUGUGAGGAGAGACGGCUGCUGUGUCCAUCCCGUCUCAUUGAUGUCUUCAGUGACACAGCGGUCAUCACCUUUCCUACCAGCAGCCUUUACAGACUCCCACAAUCCACCUGGGCAGAGCCACAAGAACCACAGUACCAACACUGCCCGGAUUUGGAGAUUAUACUCAGGGAAAAACAGAGCUGAGACACAGUUUUGGUAAAUACUGGACAUUUUUCUAAUUGUCGCUAUUGAUACGACCAGUAAAUGAACCCUGCUCCAAAUUCAAGGUUGACCUUGAGGAAGAAGAGGAAAAGAUAACAUCGACCAUCUUGGAUUAAUAAAUUCAAGCUGUCUUUCAUGCAGCAAUAAAUAAUUUCUUCCACAGAAUUGGUAGAACUUUUUAAAUAUCAUGUCAUAAUACAUCCAUAUUGUUUUUAUCCUGGUUUAUAAUAAUGCUUAUGUCAAAGGUCCAAACUAUUUUAAGAGUCAGCACUAGAACAACAAUUUUUAUAACGCAGGAAGCUAACAGAAUUUACCUUAUUCUUCUUUAAUUUUCUAUUCUAUCUACUUAGGAUUUGUUUGACAGGUAACACUGUUCCGUUGUCCAUUACCAUCCAAUAGUGUAACUGAUAAAAAACAAAACAAAACAGUAAAGUAACCAAACAUUUAAGAAGGAGGUUUAAUGUGUCAAGCAGAUUUUGGGCUCUGUAAAUCUUUUGUCUCGUUUACGUUAAUGUUAAUCCAUGCCAGGCUGGAGCAUAAAAAUAAAUUAUGGUAUGUUUUAUAAUGUGACUUAUAGUAACUCACCCAAAAUUUGCAGUGCCUAGUAAAUACCGAAAACACUUGAAGAGUCCAUACAUUUUAUUGAGUUUUUUGAGUUUGAAAUUGUUUCUAUUCUAAAUACAUGACACUAUCCCCUG
Molecule: messenger RNA, 1739 nt
Organism: Scophthalmus maximus (turbot)
Lineage: Eukaryota; Metazoa; Chordata; Actinopteri; Pleuronectiformes; Scophthalmidae
Gene: srrd
Product: SRR1 domain containing
Exons: 6
Coding region: 133-1023 (296 amino acids)
Biological process (GO): microtubule-based process
Cellular component (GO): cytoplasm; nucleus
Source: RefSeq, a predicted model, not a curated record